AAUUGUGCGGUGGCUACAGCUGAAGAAAGUAAUACGAAAAAGACUUACAUUGUUUACGUGAAAAGACCAGAAAAUAUGCUCCCUCUUUCGAACGGAGGAAACAAUUUUUUAGAUCCUUGGUAUCAAACAUUUUUACCUGCGAGCAGUUCUUCUGUUGGUACCAUGAGCUCGGAAAUCGAAGGAGGCGGCGGCGGUGGCGGCAGGGACCCACGUCUGGUUCACACGUACAACAGUGUGGCCACCGGCUUCGCAGCCAAGUUGACGGAGGAGGAAGCCAGACAAGUGGCUGCCAAAGAAGGUGUCAUCUCAGCUAAACCGGAGAAACUCUACUCUUUACACACCACUCGUACCCCCGACUUUUUGGGAUUGCGCCAAGGGCUAGGGUUGUGGGACAAGGCCAAGUUAGGACAAGGUGUCAUAGUGGGUGUUCUCGACACCGGAAUAAAGCCGGACCACCCUUCGUUCAAGGACGAUGGGAUGCCUCCUCCGCCACGUAAAUGGAAAGGCAUGUGCCAGUUUUCUGGCUUCGGCGGCUGUAACAAAAAGCUGAUCGGAGCUAGGAAUUUUGUAACCACUAACGAAACAGAAAAGCCUUUAGAAACGCCUCCGUUGGACGUGGAAGGACACGGGACGCACACUGCGAGUACGGCAGCCGGGAACUUUGUUAAGGGUGCAAAUGUGCUGGGAAACGCCAACGGCACGGCGGUGGGAAUGGCACCGCUUGCCCACUUAUCGAUUUACAAAGUAUGCGGACUCGAAGGUUGUUUUGAGAGUGACAUUUUGGCUGGGAUGGAAGCUGCCGUGAACGACGGCGUUGAUAUUCUCUCUUUGUCCAUCGGCGGAGGAGAAAAUGAUCCCAUGCACGCUGACGCGAUCGCCGUCGGUGCCUUCUCUGCUAUCCGAAAGGGUAUCUUCGUGAGUUCCUCGGCUGGGAAUUCUGGUCCUGAACAUUCCACUUUGUCAAACAUAGCUCCUUGGCUUCUCACUGUCGGAGCCUCCACCAUUGACCGGAAAAUCAAGGCAACGGUGAAGAUUGGAAACGGAGAGGCAUUAGAUGGGCAGUCGAUGUACCAACCCAAGACUCUAAACUCAGCGGUGUUUCUGCCACUCGUUUACGGCGGAGCAAGCAAAAUUAACAACUCCAAUUACUGCGAUAACGGUACGCUAAGCGCAGACAUCGUUGCCGGGAAAAUCGUGGCUUGUGACAGAGGCGGGUCUCUCGGGAGAGUCGCAAAGGGGUUGGAAGUGAAGAGAGCCGGCGGUGUAGCCAUGAUUUUGAUGAAUCGAAAGUCAGACGGGGCGGUCACUUCGGCUGAUGUUCACGUGCUCCCGGCGAGUCACGUGAGUUACGCCGAGUCGUUGAAGAUCAUGGCAUAUAUAAACUCGACAACGUCACCAACGGCUACGAUAUCGUUUGAAGGAACUACGCUGGGAGAUUCAACUGCACCAACCAUUGCUUCGUUCUCAUCCAGAGGUCCGAGUCUAACCAGCCCUGGUAUUCUGAAACCGGACAUUACAGGUCCCGGCGUCGAUAUUUUGGCUGCAUGGCCAAUCUCCCAUGGCAACUCGUCUUCAGAAGUUGCAACGUUUAACACCGCUUCAGGUACUUCCAUGUCUUGCCCACAUCUCAGUGGAGUAGCUGCUUUGCUCAGAAGCACUCACCCUAACUGGUCUCCGGCCGCCAUUAAGUCCGCCAUGAUGACAACCGCCUACGUCAUCAACGGCGGAGGAAAACCCAUCCCGGACGAAACCAGCAAUCCAGCAGACUUGUUCGCCACCGGCUCAGGCCACAUAAAUCCGGCAUUAGCACAAGAUCCAGGUCUGAUCUACGACUUGAAACCAGAAGAUUACAUACCUUAUCUUUGUGGACUGAGCUACUCAGACACACAAGUCUCAAUCAUCGUUGACCAAUAUGUGAGGUGCAACGAAGUCAAAACCAUAUCAGCAACAGAGCUCAAUUAUCCCUCCUUUUCUCUAAUUUUCAACAGUAAGUCACCUGGGCCCCAGACCUACACAAGAACAGUCACCAAUGUUGGUCUAGCUAACUCGGUCUACAAUUCGGUGGUUUUCGACCCAGAUGGAACUAAAGUCGUUGUCAAUCCUAGUAAGCUUACAUUCACAGAAUUGAACCAGAAGCUUAACUAUACAAUCACAGUUACCCCAACAACUGUACCUACUUCUUCCCAGAGCAAUUUCAGCCAGGGAUAUUUGAGAUGGGUUUCUGAUCAUAAACACUCUGUUAGAAGCCCAAUUUCUGUCAUUUUUGAGUAAUAAAAGGUUUGGAGAUGAAGGAAAAAAAACUUGAGCUCAAGGUGAAACAUUGUUUGAGAAUGGAUUUAAUAAUAAUAACAGCAAAAAUAUGUUAUAUAUACAUAUAUAUAUUUCCAUUUCAAUAAAUUAUUUGAUGAGGUAGCUAGCUAUAGGGAUUUGAGCUUUUUUUGGAGAGGGCUUCUUUGAUCUCUAUGUAAGGAUACUUGUACUGGGUUAAUGAAGAUUUG
This is a messenger RNA of Humulus lupulus (European hop), 2498 nucleotides long. Its product is annotated as subtilisin-like protease 3. Gene Ontology annotation, molecular function: serine-type endopeptidase activity. The record is from RefSeq and is a predicted model, not a curated record. Lineage: Eukaryota; Viridiplantae; Streptophyta; Magnoliopsida; Rosales; Cannabaceae. The coding region runs from base 76 to 2271 and encodes 731 amino acids. The transcript is spliced from 2 exons. Gene Ontology annotation, biological process: proteolysis.